Messenger RNA from Anopheles moucheti, 1375 nucleotides. RefSeq lists its product as uncharacterized. The transcript is spliced from 6 exons. Lineage: Eukaryota; Metazoa; Arthropoda; Insecta; Diptera; Culicidae. The coding region runs from base 241 to 1101 and encodes 286 amino acids. The record is from RefSeq and is a predicted model, not a curated record.
UUUUAAUUUUUCCCGGUGUGCACUAGCGUUUGACAAUGUAACAGCAUUCGCAAGGGCAAAACAUUGUACUGAAAAUAAAAUAGGUAGCAUGCAGCAAAGGCGUCUCGCAGCGUGUGUUUGCUGAAAGCGUUUGUACCCCGUCGAGCUGUCUCGGAGGUGUGCCUCCUUGGUGUCCAGUGAAGGCGCACAUUAAGAAUACGGAAACACUCCCGAGGGUGUCGUACGCGGCCUGUCCAAAUCAUGGCCAACUAUCUACGGAGCGUUACGCGUAAAAGUUGCUCGUUGGUUGGUGGGAUAUUCACACCACGGCCGUACGGUUCCGAAGUACAUCGUACUGGUGUCGCCGGCGUAACUACCGUUGUUGCUAAUAACCGAUGCAAACCACCAGCUGCUGCACUCUCACAUGCAUUUGCAGUCGAUGCAUUUAAGGCGGAUAGAAACCGAAGUAUAUUGAGCGAAACAAAUGCCACUCAAUGCAGUGAUCGAAGCGACAUCCAAUAUUGCAGUGACAGUAUCUCCUCCACAGCUACGGGCAACCAGCCGAAAGAAAAUCAACCCUCCGAGGAGCAGUUGCAUCGUGUCUAUCACGUGCUGUCGCAAACAUUACCCAAGCUAUUUGUCCAACCGCUCGACUACUCCAUCUACAGCCCCAACUUAAUCUUCGAGAACAACAUUCGCGGUACACGGACAGAAGGACUGUACCAUUACGUGAAGCAAAUAGCUUUGUUGCGUACCGUCGGCCACCUAAAGUUUGCCUAUGUUACCUUUGAAGUGCUGAAAAUCACCAAACAUCCCGAGGAUAACACGGUGAAGGUGCGAUGGCGCAUCCGGGGCAUUAGUGCACUCAAGGUGAUGCUUCAGUUUUGGAAGUAUAAGCUAUGGAAGUUGAAGGAGAUAUUCGACGAGCAGGAAGCAUGGUACGAUGGAUUCUCGGUGUUAUACGUUGGUCCUGAUGGAUUGGUGUCUAAGCAUGUAGUCGAUAAGAUAAUGCCGGACGAUGAUACGGUGAAGGUCCCGCCGAAAACUAUCGUUUCACCAAAGUUGGCUUUAAUGGUUGGGCUUACUGCAGAAAUCUAUCCGGUAGUGGGCACGAUGAAUUGAAACAGCCGUAUUUUUUUGGUCCUGGUAUUAGCAAAGGUUUACUAUUUUCGUUCUUUGCUUCAUUGUGGUUGCUGCAAAUUGUGUCGUUUAUGCUGAAUGUUUUUUAUAUUAUUUUUAUAGUGUUGUAAGUUAUAAAAUGACUGUAGUAUCAAGCUUUGUUUCGGGGGAAACAAAGUAAUAAAAGUGAAACAGAUAGCACUGAAAAGAAGGUUUGAUAACAUUUUCGUCUAGUUUGCAACACAAAAGUGUUACAUGAGUGUUGAUAUUAUAUUAG